AUGAUAUUCGCUGCGAAUGUAACUCAAGGACUUCGCUGGAUUCUGCACCACGUCCAGCGAGUUCCCACAACGCGAAGAGACGAGGACAUUGAGGAGCCUGAGGAAGUUCGACCUGUCCAAAGUUUUCGUCCCAACCAUGUCACUGAAUUGACACGUAUGCCAAUGGCACUCAUGAUCCCUUCCACAAUUCGGUCAAUUUCUUCGAUUUCGCUAGGAGGUUUGGCAAGAAGCACACCUCAAGCGGACGAUGCCGAGGAAAACUCCCAGACGGCAAUUGCUAGCCCAAUGCCAUCUACUGAUCCUCUUCCAUUACCCAGAGCACAGAUCUGGGCGAUCUCAAUUACAAGAAACCUAAACUUCACUAUAUGGAGUACGGUAUUUAUCUUCAUUGGCAUCCCUGUUUUCUACACAACAGGCUAUGUCAUGCCUGUUCAUCUUAGCCUUUGUGUGCUGGUAUAUCUAGUCUCAAUGAGAGUUCCGCCACGCUAUCGACAGUACCUACACCCCGUAAUAGUAUCAGCCUUAAUAACCGUGCUAGGUAUCUGGGCUCUAGCAGCUAGCCGCGGCGAUAGCCUGAAAACGGGGCUUCAUCAGUUCAAGCCCGGCGUCGACUACCUCUACCUCUGGGGAAACCCUGGCACUUCUAGUCGGCCUGGUGCCGGGGACAUUCUUUCCACCGCCUUGGAUGCGAGUAUUGUUGCUCUGUCUCUGCCAAUGUACCAAUACAGGCGCGAGCUCCGACAGCAUUUCCUUUUGAUCAUGAUCCCUAACGCAUUGAUGUCUGUUGGCUCACUCUUCGCCUACCCUUCGGUGUGUUUCGCCAUUGGUAUCAGGCCUCAGCGAUCUCUUGCCAUGGCAUCACGGAGCAUCACGUUGGCGCUUGCGCUGCCUGCAACCCAAAAUCUUGGAGGAGAUGUCAAUACGGUUGCAUCGGUUGGUGUUAGGAGUGGGAUCUUAGGGGUUUUGAUGGGACAACGCCUUUUAACUUGGCUCAAAGUCCGGGAAGGCGAAGGAAUUACCUUGGGGUCAAACUCGGCUGCCAUAGUCACCGCCCUGCUACUUGAGACAGAUCCACGAGCAGCCGCGUUAUCGAGCUUGUCUAUGAGUAUUCUUGGAACAACUACAGUUCUAUUGACAUCAAUUCCUCCGAUAAGUCAGGUUAUCCGGUUGUUGGUUUGA
This is a messenger RNA of Clonostachys byssicola, 1179 nucleotides long. The record is from the annotation of a GenBank genome assembly. Lineage: Eukaryota; Fungi; Ascomycota; Sordariomycetes; Hypocreales; Bionectriaceae.